Messenger RNA from Cariama cristata (Red-legged seriema), 771 nucleotides. RefSeq names its product MARVEL domain-containing protein 3-like. The transcript is spliced from 2 exons. The record is from RefSeq and is a predicted model, not a curated record. Lineage: Eukaryota; Metazoa; Chordata; Aves; Cariamiformes; Cariamidae. The coding region runs from base 1 to 771 and encodes 256 amino acids. Gene Ontology annotation, cellular component: membrane.
AUGAGAACCAUGGAUCUGAUAGAUACGAGGAAGACAGAAGAGCGAGAAAACCAUACCCGUACAAUGCAAGGUAUUUUGAAGUUUGUGGAAAUCACGGUUAACCUCCUGGUGCUGAUUUGUGUGGGCGCUGCCCAGGCCUCUGUUGCAGGCUUCACGUCCCUUGGCGGCUUCGGAUCCUUUAGCCUGAAUUCAGCCUAUAGCCCCUUUGAGGGCACGGAGCUCCGGGAGGUGAGGGAGCUAGACAUGCAGUUCACCCAGAUGAGAGCCCCUUGUGUGUAUGGCGGAGUAGCCUUCAGCUUAACCGCAGCAGCGCUUACCCUCGUCUUCCUUGUCGUGGGAGCAAAACCCAUCCAGCAGCUCAGGACGGGGCUGCUGGCCGGCGAGUGUGCCUUCAACCUGCUGGCUGGCGUGGCAUACGUAGUGGCGGUCGGCCUCUACCUCCAUUUUGUCAGCCAGGUGAACUCCACAGAAGUUUGCAAGAGGCGCGAGAGGCUGUACGCGCGCCGUGGGUACACCUCCAUGAACUGCGUGGUCCAGGGUGGCGAUGCGGCCAUCGGCCUUUUUGGUGUCGCUGCCGCCUGUUUGUACUUUGCCAGCUUUGUGGUCUGCGUCCUCGCUAUCCGAACCGUCCGGGCCUUCCAGAGCCAUGUGGCCAAGGCUCAGCAGAGCCCCAAAAGCAGCAUUAGAGACAGAAGCGUCAGAAACCACCAUGCCGUCCACAGAACCUCUGAAAGCUCCCAGAACGUCCAGGCCCUUGCCACGUUAGUGUGA